Molecule: messenger RNA, 2162 nt
Organism: Malaclemys terrapin pileata
Lineage: Eukaryota; Metazoa; Chordata; Testudines; Emydidae
Product: ubiquinol-cytochrome-c reductase complex assembly factor 1
Exons: 11
Coding region: 39-1043 (334 amino acids)
Biological process (GO): mitochondrial respiratory chain complex III assembly
Cellular component (GO): mitochondrion
Source: RefSeq, a predicted model, not a curated record
AGCCCCCCACUAGGUUGUGAGAAGCGGAAGUAGUUACCAUGUUCCGGAAGCGCUUGAGUGUCAUGGCGGCGUUGGUGAGAGCUGUGAAGUGCCAGACUGGAAUGCCUCAAUGGAUUACAGUAUGCAGUGGAUUAAUACAAUCAACCUUGCCGCAAGCACAGUGGGACAGAAUGCUCUAUGGCACUCUUCAGCAGAGGCAUGAGACUGGCCGACCCCAGCUGAAUAAAGUAUGUGGUGGAUUGAUACAAACCAGUGGUGCAAUAACACAGCAAAGGAGAAUGCUUCACAGCACUGAUCAGUUUCUUGCUGCAAAAGAUUCUCUGCAGCCAUCUGAAGAGAAAGUGGGUGCCUUCACAAAGAUAAUAGAAGCAAUGGGAUUCACAGGACCACUGAAAUAUAACAAAUGGAAGAUUAAGAUAGCGGCUCUGCGCAUGUACACUUGCUGUGUGGAGAGAACUGACUACGAGGAAUUCUUUCACAGGUGCCAUAUGCCUGAUACAUUGAACUCUUGGUUUCUAAUAGCCCAACUUCAUGUCUGGAUGUGUCUGGUACGAAUGAAACAGGAGGGUCGAGCUGGAAAAUACAUGUGUCGCUAUAUAGUUCAUUCUAUGUGGGAAGACGUUGAACAGCGUGGUAAGGUGAUGGGGAUUGAUUCUUUUACUCUAAAACAAAGUAUGAGAAGCAUGGCAGAAAAUUUCUAUGCAGCUAUAUUUGGAUAUGAUGAGGGGAUUUUGUCUGAUGACCACGUACUGGCAGCAGCCCUAUGGAGAAACCUUUUCAACAAGCACUGUGAGGACCCCAGGCAGCUGGAACUGCUAGUGGAGUAUGUGCGCAAGCAGAAAGGACUUCCUGUCUAUGAAGUGCAAGUUGGUGACUCAGCUGGAGGAGAAGAUUCAUGGAUUGAAAGGAUGCAGUACCUGGAUGCUAUAAAUGGAGAGGACCUGCUACUAACUGGUGAAGUGAAUUGGCGCCCUCUUGUGGAGAGUAAUGCCCAAAGCAUCCUGAAGCCAACUUCCCCAGCAUAUAAUGAUGAAGGACUCUGAGACCUUCAUCAGUCAAUGAACAAUGUGUUAAACUUUCAUUCUGUGGGGUAUCCAAGAAGGGAAGGAAUAAAUAUUUGCUGUUGAAAGAAUAUAUUUAAAUAAAUAGCCUUUUUGUAUUGAUUUACAUGUUGGUAAACCUGACAGCAGUACUCUUUUGAAUAUUUUUUCUAGGAUUAAAUGCUGCUAAUUCAUUUGAGGAAUGCCUGGCUGUUGCAGAAGUAUAAAGUUGACCCUGUAGAUAGGUUCUGAGAGACAGCAUCCAUCUUUUGAAAACCAAAUAUCUUACCAAAAGUGAUAGGUACCUUAAGAACAGGGUUCUCUGCUCUUUAUCUGGCAAGAGGGGAGCGACUUCACACCAAAAUACAAUGACAUUACUUUUUCUGCUCCAUGAAGUUGCUAAGCACAAGGCUGAGUUCUGCAUGUUCUGAAUGUUGAUAUACCUCUAUCCUGGCUUUGGGAGACAUAGUCUAUUUUUGCAUUAAAAUGCUUGGGAAUUGGCUGAGAAGAUCUUGAAAUGAUUUUCGAUUAAAGCCCAGUUUAGGGUCAGACUGUGACUGGCCCCUUGCACAGGUGCACAAGGAGAAGUAGGUGCAAGAGGGUGGGGACAGGGCCAUGGUGGGACUAUGGCUAAAAGCCACUUUAGAGUCUUUAUUGUUUCAAAGUAGCUCUAUCUUCCUGAUACGCUCAUAUUCUUUCUAGAGCUGUGCUCUAGUGAUUGCUGCAGUAGAGUAACAUCUCAAUGGUCUGUUCAUGUUCUCUAUGGGAUAAAACUAUACUCUACCCACAAAGAAGAGGUUCAAGACCUUUUCUAGUUAACAUUUUAAAUAGUUAAGCAGACAACAGUUACCCCAACAGAAUUAUUCAAUGAAAACCUGCACCAAAUAAAUCAACAGAAAGUAGGGCUUUAUUGCACAAACUAAAGGUCCACAUGGGGUUUCUAGUUCAGUGACUGAAACUGGUUUUAUUUCUCUCAUGUCCAAAAUCUUCAUAGGAAACCAUGUGACCAAGUAAUAGAACUGUACUUGUUUUGUGUACUUUGUAAUGCCUUUGCUGAGAAUGAGAAGAACAGUGCCCUGUCGUGUCAGGAUAUAGUCCUAAUAAACCAAUUCACCAAAUGUA